GAGGUCACUUUAGCAUCGCUCAAAGGUCGUCCAUAAAUUGUAGUCUCACCGAUAUAAAUUAUUCCUAGAUGUUUACAAUUGAGUGACCAUAUAGUCGAAAAAACAACUGUACUCACUGACCACAAUACACUUGAAUAAUUCGGUAACAUGGAGUUUAUAUAUAAACUGGGUAUACCCAGCCCCUCUGAGUACUAGAUUCCAAGUUGUCCUAGUUUUAGGCUUGUUGUGCUACUGGUUGUUUUUUUUUUGUUUUUUUAUUAGGACCAAGUGCAUUUUAUGCACUUACUGAGUCUUCGGUUUACUUUUCCUCCUGUUUUUUCCACUUUCAGCUUUCCUCACGCAUACAACUCUUUGCACUCCUAUAGUACCUAAAGUACUACCAGGCUAGACGUGAACAGACACUUGACCAACUGCGUCGAUGAGGGUCACUAAGCACUUAUGGUAUCGUAUCCAGUGUUUCUUGAAAGUAACCUGUCCCACGGUAUGCCCGUCAGCGAAGUAUGGUACAAGGAUGUUGGAAAUUAAAGACGUUGAGUUGUGGGAAUUGAUACAAAAAGAAAAAGCUAGACAACGAUCAUCACUCGAAUUAAUUGCUUCGGAAGUAUGUUCCUUGGCCCAUCUGUAUGCAUUUUCAGAACUUUGUAUCACAAAGUAUUCUUGAAUGCCUUGGCUCAUGCUUAACAAACAAAUAUUCAGAAGGAUACCCCUUUGCGAGAUAUUACGGAGGAAAUGAAGUUAUAAAUGCUAUUGAGACAUUAGCGCAAUCCAGAUUAUUAGAUCUCUUCGGUCUCAGAACCCCUGGAGCAACACUUGGUGAUGCUGAGUGGGGUGUUAAUGUUCAGCCGUAUAGUGGGUCCCCAGCGAAUUUCGCUGUAUAUACCGGCCUACUUAAUCCUCAUGACAGGUUAAUGGGUCUUCAUUUACCUGAUGGUGGUCACCUUACACAUGGUUUCCAGACUUUGUCAAAAAAGAUUAGUGCCACAUCUAUUUUUUUCGAAUCUAUCCCCUACCGUCUAAAUAAGGAGACGGAACUGAUCGAUUAUGAUGCACUACAACAAGAUGCUCUUAAUGUAUUCCCAAAACUUAUAAUUGCUGGAAUUACUGCCUACCCACGAUUGCUGGAUUACAAGCGUUUUCGUCAAAUUUGUGAUUCAGUUGGAGCUGUAUUACUAGCUGAUAUGGCCCAUAUUUCAGGUCUAGUUGCUGCAAAAGUUAUCCCAUCACCAUUUGAAUAUGCAGAUGUUGUGAGUUCUACAACACAUAAAACUCUACGUGGACCGCGCUCUGGAGUCAUUUUUUAUCGCAAAAAAGAGAGAUCUGUGGAGAAACCUAAAGUAAACUGUUGCAUUCCUGUUGAUCAGUUAGAAACAAGAAUAAAUAAUGCAGUUUUCCCUGGCCUUCAGGGCGGACCACAUGAAAAUGCAAUAGCUGCUAUUGCUGCUAUGGCGUUUGAGGCAAGUAGACCUGAAUUUCAAGAUUAUGCUCGUCAGGUUUUAGCAAAUGCUCAAGUUUUGGCUAAUGCUCUUACUUCACUCGGUAUCCGCCUUGUGACAGGUGGCACUGAUGUCCAUUUCAUUCUUAUUGAUUUAUCUAACUCACCUAGUAAACCAAAACUAGGUCGGGGCGAUGGAGCACGAGUUCAAAUGAUUGGUGAUCUUGUUGGUAUUGUUCUAAACAAAAAUACAGUUGUUGGUGAUUCUAGUGCACAGCAACCAUCUGGUUUGAGAAUCGGUACUCCAGCGCUAACUACUCGUGGGUUUAAAGAAAAAGAUUUUGAAAAAGUUGCUUCAUUUAUUGACGAAUUACUUGACCUGACAGUUGUGGUCAAGUCUGCCUCAAGUAAGAUUUCCUUUCUGAGUUACUCUUUAUGAUAUAAAUAUGCCAGUGUUUGACGAAUCUCUAAAAGGAUUUAGAUGAUCUGAGAAACUGGUCCUUCAAGUACAGGUAUCCAAGCUUCCUCCCAUUUUAUAUAGCUCUGAUUACUAAUUUUUCUUCGAACCAUUCUGAUUAUUUGUACCAGUUUUCAAUACGUUAGUACGUGUUGUAAGUUGACUACAUUUUUGUAUGAACCUGUCAUAUUUCAUGUCGAUACGUUUGUUUCAUGAUAUCGUGACUUCAACUAGGUUUAUUUAUUUACGAUAGGAAUAUGAAUGAAUCCGUUACUACAGGAUCUAUACAAAUUCAUCAUAAUUAUCCUGAAACAUAAUUCUACUAUCUACGCCUUAGAACAGCCACCAAAAGACUACUGCUCCUUUUGCUUUAUGUACUUAAACUGUGAUCACAUUUCGUUUCUAUCAUGUAGGGAAUUCAUAGUUGACAGACCUCUUCAGGUACAUUGGCUAUGUCUCCACUUCCCAUCGGCUUCUGGCACACGAUACUAUUCUGAGGAUUUUCCAUAUGAUGUAAACGUAGACUAUCGAAGGGAACGAUUAUUGGUACGAUAUUCGUUUACACAUAGACUGAUAUUGAAAUAAUAUCACUAUUUCAUUUAUCCUUUCUCAGGUAUACAUUCAUUAAAGCUCGAUUUUGAUUACUACGAGUCUGUGUGCAUGUAUUUUUGUUUUUACUGUAAUCUUAUUUGUAUGAAAAAUAUGGUUUAUGGUACACAAACAUGUACUAUGAUAAACAGAUUCUUAUGAUCAAGUUCUUUUUAUGAAUUAAUAAAUCUUUUUGUCGUUUCAGAAAAUCUUAAAUCUUUCCAAAUUACCCUUCAAAAAGAUGAGCUCAUAAAAUCCAAGAUUGAGGAUUUACGUCAUCGUGUUGCUGAUUUCGCAUCUAGCUUCCCAAUUCCUGGAAUGGAAGAUAUCUGAGCAAAUCUAUGUACAGAUAAUAUCGAUUUUCAUCUGCUACUUUGUAUUCCAAAUAUUAGUUUAAUACUACUGUCCAAACUGUGAUCAGAUUUACUUAUGUUCUGUGAACUUUUGUAUCACUUGUGGUGUGAUAAUUGGAAUUUUCUUAAGCUUUGUUAAAUUCCUAGUUUAAUGUUAUGACUAUGUUUUGUUUGUAUAAUCACCCAGUAAAUAAGUUGUUUAGU
Schistosoma margrebowiei is the source of this 3034-nucleotide messenger RNA. Lineage: Eukaryota; Metazoa; Platyhelminthes; Trematoda; Strigeidida; Schistosomatidae. The record is from the annotation of a GenBank genome assembly.